This is a messenger RNA of Propithecus coquereli (Coquerel's sifaka), 2097 nucleotides long. It is a transcript of the gene GLB1L3, whose product is annotated as galactosidase, beta 1-like 3. Gene Ontology annotation, cellular component: vacuole. Lineage: Eukaryota; Metazoa; Chordata; Mammalia; Primates; Indriidae. Gene Ontology annotation, molecular function: beta-galactosidase activity. The record is from RefSeq and is a predicted model, not a curated record. The transcript is spliced from 19 exons. Gene Ontology annotation, biological process: carbohydrate metabolic process. Bases 1 to 2097 code for a protein of 698 amino acids.
AUGAAGUCGCUCAACCAGCGGUACCGGGCGGCCAAGUUCGCCUCCUCCCUUCCUCCCACUCAUGCUCGCCUUUCGGUGCCAGCUGGCUGCUGCCACAUGCCUCCAGUUCUGACUGAGGAGGACUGCAGGACAGCCCUCGUGGUGGCCUUAGGCUGGCCUAGGAGAAGACCCACCUGUGACAUGGGCUCCUCUGUGGCUCUGGCCUCUGGAAGACAUGCAUGGUCCCUGUGGCCUGCUGAGGUCAAUGCCUUCCCCUUCUCGCUGCCCCUCCUUUCUCCUUUCAGCCAGUGUCUCUCCUGGAAGAGAAUCGUCGGCAUCUUUUUCUUGCCAUUUAUCUUACCUGGUUUUGCUCCUCGGCUUAAACAUAAAGAGGACCUUAUAGCUGGAAGAUCACAUCUGCUCCAGUCCAGGUUUAACUGGUCUCAUUUGACCCCUCUGGAGCUGAAGAACAGAUCUGUGGGACUUCAAACUAAAAGCACAGGUGGGGGCAAGCCACACUUCACCCUGGAGGGGCACAAGUUCCUGAUCUUCGGGGGCUCCAUCCACUAUUUCCGGGUGCCCAGGGAGUACUGGAGGGACCGCUUGCUGAAGCUGAAGGCCUGUGGCUUCAACACUGUCACCACCUACGUUCCAUGGAACCUGCACGAGCCAGAGAGAGGCAGAUUUGACUUCUCCGGGAACCUGGACCUGGAGGCCUUCGUCCUGAUGGCCGCGGAGAUCGGGCUGUGGGUGAUCCUGCGUCCGGGCCCCUACAUCUGCAGCGAGAUCGACCUGGGGGGCUUGCCCAGCUGGCUGCUGCGAGACCCCCGGCUGGAACUGAGGACAACCAGCAAGGGCUUCAUCGAAGCAGUCGAUAAGUAUUUUGAUCAUCUGAUUCCCAGAGUGAUUCCUCUCCAGUACUGCCGGGGAGGCCCUGUCAUCGCAGUGCAGGUGGAGAAUGAAUACGGUUCCUUUAAUAAGGACGAAAACUACAUGCCCUAUCUUCACAAGACCCUGCUGCAAAGAGGCAUUGUGGAGCUGCUCUUGACCUCCGAUAGUGAGACAGAUGUGCUGAAAGGCCACAUCGAAGGAGUGUUGGCCACUGUCAAUUUGAAAAGAUUUCACAAGGCUGCUUUCAAUCAGCUUUACAAAGUCCAGAGGGAUAAGCCACUGCUGAUCAUGGAAUACUGGGUCGGCUGGUUCGACAAGUGGGGAGAUAGGCACCAUGUUAAAGAUGCAAACGACGUUGAACACACUGUGUCUGAAUUCAUCAAAUAUGAGAUCUCCUUCAACGUUUAUAUGUUCCAUGGUGGAACCAACUUCGGUUUCAUGAACGGGGCCUCAUAUUUCGGGAGGCACAUUGGUGUUGUCACUAGCUACGACUAUGACGCUGUGCUGACAGAGGCCGGAGAUUACACAGAAAAGUACUUCAAACUUCGAAAACUCCUUGGUUGUGUCUCAGUAAUUCCCCUGCCCAGCUUACCUGAACUUACUCCCAAGGCUGCGUACCCUCCUGUGACACCGUCGCUCUACCUGCCACUGUGGGAUGUCCUCCAGUACUUAAAUGAGCCAGUGAAGUUGAAUCAACCAGUCAACAUGGAGAAUCUUCCUAUAAACAAUGGAAGUGGCCAGUCCUAUGGGUUCAUCCUUUACGAGACCCCCAUCUGCUCCAGAGGCUACCUCCAUGCUCUUGUUCAUGACACGGCACAGGUAUUUUUGAAUGAGAGAAUUGUAGGAACUUUGAAUGGGUUAACUGGGUCUGUCACCAUCAAUAACACUCCCCUGGAAAACUUCACUGUCUAUUCUCUGGAGAUGAAAGCGAGCUUCUUUGAGAGGCUCCGCUCUGCCACCUGGAGGCCUGUCCCAGGUAGAUAUCUGGGCCCUGCCUUCUACCGUGGUACCUUGAGGGCUGGCUCUUCUCCCAGGGACACCUUCCUGAGGCUGCUGAACUGGACUUAUGGAUUUGUGUUCAUCAAUGGACGGAACCUUGGGCGAUAUUGGAAUGUUGGGCCUCAGAAAACACUUUACCUUCCUGGUACCUGGCUUCAUCCAGAAGACAAUGAGAUCAUCCUGUUUGAAAAGACGAUGAAAGGCUCAGACAUCCAAUCUAUAGCCUAG